Molecule: messenger RNA, 4567 nt
Organism: Misgurnus anguillicaudatus (oriental weatherfish)
Lineage: Eukaryota; Metazoa; Chordata; Actinopteri; Cypriniformes; Cobitidae
Gene: pde4a
Product: phosphodiesterase 4A, cAMP-specific
Biological process (GO): signal transduction
Molecular function (GO): 3',5'-cyclic-nucleotide phosphodiesterase activity
Source: RefSeq, a predicted model, not a curated record
GAGCGCGCGCGCUGGAGAUGGUGAAGAGUGAGUGAAGAGCUGGAGUGUUUCUCAAUUGCCAUAAUUUAACAUCUGUCGACAAAUGAAUGAUAGGAACGAGAUAAGACGGCAAAACUAAAGCGCAACAUGGAGAUGCGUGAACUUUGAUAGACGAUGAUGAUGAUGAUGAUUUCGCGGAACUGAAUGAACGCUUCAACAAACCAAGGACGCGAGAAACCCGCGUGCAUGGAUCUCAAAUACAUCCAUCAUCCCACGCGCGAUGCUCUCCGGGCGAAACGCAACAUUAUUCGCGUAAUGAAACUCCUCGCCUCGAGCUUUUAAUGGAGGUGGAAGGUGAAUCUCCAGACAGCGAGCUUGAGUUUUAGUCGCCGUUAGUUUCAGAUCUCAUGGCUCCAGUUGGAGACGCCAGCGCUUCUCGGCGAGAUUUGAGGGACAUGUGCGCUCUCCAGCAGCAAUAAUACGGGGCAUGAAAGGAAAACUGGGUGUCUGCAACACACGGUUGAUAAAAGCAAUAAAUCUGUACUGAACAGAAGUGACCCGUGCGUUGCGCAAUGAGAAACUUCAGGGGAAGACCGUCACCCGCGCCUCGUGAUGUUUUGAAGUGGGUGCGCAUCGAGGCUGCCUGAUCAACUUUUUGGAUUUAUUAUCUACAGAGAUGAGAAGCAGACCGGACGACAUUGCGCCAUCACCUGUUUUAUGAACACUGUGAUUAGUUCUCACAAAAGCACAGUAUCUUUAUUGCCUUUGGACCUGGUUUCAAUACAUUCCAGUGUUAAACAUGGAGAUCAGUCAGUUAUUUGACGCUUUUAUUUUUUGAUGCGCGAGAAUACAUAGCCAUAUCGUUUUUAUUCCUCUCAAUACGUUGGUUUCAAUAGCUCUGUUAAUUUUGCACUAUGAUGGAACCGCCACCUUGCUCGAAAAAGAGUCUGUCUCUGUCGUUGCCGGUUCCCCGGGAGGGACAGGCGACCCUUAAGCCUCCGCAGCAUCUUUGGAGACAGCCACGGACCCCCAUCAAAAUCAAACAUCGCGGUUACUCUGACACCGACCGGCAUCACCACCGACAAAUAGAGCGCUCAAAUGCCAUGGACACGAGUGACCGACCGGGGCUUAAAAAGUCACGCAUGUCCUGGCCAUCGUCGCUCCAGGGAACCCCAAGCGCAUCUAUAGGCAACUGUGCGGGGAAUAAGCGCUACGAUGGGGAGAAUGGGCCCUCUCCUGGUCGCAGCCCUAUGGAUUCGCAGGCGAGUCCUGGUCUGGUGCUCCAUCCGUCCUUCCCACAGAGUCAGAGGAGGGAAUCUUUCCUGUACCGUUCAGACUCAGACUACGAAAUGUCCCCCAAGACCAUGUCUCGAAACUCCUCCAUCAACAGCGAGGGUCACACUGAAGACCUUAUCGUCACCCCCUUUGCUCAGGUGUUGGCUAGUCUAAGAACUGUCAGAAGCAACUUCACCAUUCUCGCCAAUGUCACGACUCCCACCAACAAGAGGUCGCCAGUGACAAGCCAACCCACCGUUCCCCCAGCAACGCUCUCAGAUGAGACAUACCAGCAGCUGGCCGUGGAGACUCUGGAGGAACUGGAUUGGUGUUUGGACCAGCUGGAGACCAUUCAGACUCACCGCUCUGUUAGCGAGAUGGCCUCCAACAAGUUCAAGAGGAUGUUAAACAGGGAACUGUCUCAUCUAUCUGAGACGAGUCGCUCGGGGAAUCAGGUGUCUGAAUACAUCUCCACUACUUUCCUAGACAAACAGAACGAGGUGGAUAUCCCGUCCCCUACACAGCGGGAGCGAGACAAACCGAUGUCCCACAUCAGUGGCGUCAAGAAGCUCACGCACAGCUCCAGCCUAACAAGUGCAGCCCUGCCACGCUUCGGGGUCAAGACCGAGCAGGAGGACGCGUUGGCCAGGGAGCUGAAUGACUUAAACAAGUGGGGCCUUAAUAUCUUCCGUGUGGCCGAGUUUUCCAAUAGCAGACCUCUGAGUUGCAUCAUGUUUGCUAUUUUCCAGGAAAGGGAUCUGAUGAAGACCUUUCAGAUCCCGGUGGACACAUUUAUCACCUAUGUGAUGACGCUGGAAGAUCACUACCAUGCCAACGUGGCCUAUCACAACAGCCUGCAUGCCGCUGACGUCACACAGUCGACACAUGUGCUGCUCUCUACACCGGCACUGGACGCUGUUUUCACUGAUCUGGAAAUCUUGGCUGCAUUGUUUGCUGCUGCCAUCCAUGAUGUGGAUCACCCUGGAGUUUCCAACCAGUUUCUCAUCAACACCAACUCAGAACUGGCAUUAAUGUACAAUGAUGAGUCUGUGCUGGAGAACCAUCAUCUGGCUGUAGGAUUUAAGCUUCUGCAUGAGGAGAACUGUGACAUCUUUCAGAACCUCACCAAACGACAACGGCAGAGUCUACGAAAACUGGUCAUUGACAUGGUUUUGGCGACAGACAUGUCAAAGCAUAUGAGCUUACUGGCAGAUCUGAAGACAAUGGUGGAGACCAAGAAAGUGACCAGCUCUGGAGUGUUGAUGUUGGAUCAUUAUAAUGACCGAAUACAGGUCCUGAGGAACAUGGUGCACUGUGCUGACCUUAGUAACCCGACCAAACCCCUGGCAGUAUACAGGCAGUGGACUGAGCGCAUUAUGGAGGAGUUCUUCCGGCAGGGCGAUAAAGAACGAGAGCGUGGGAUGGAAAUAAGCCCCAUGUGUGACAAACACACAGCAUCCGUAGAGAAGAGUCAGGUGGGCUUUAUUGAUUAUAUUGUGCAUCCCCUGUGGGAAACCUGGGGGGACCUGGUCCACCCUGACGCUCAGGAAAUUCUGGACACCCUCGAGGACAACCGGGACUGGUACCAAAGCACCAUCCCCCAGAGCCCAUCGCCACCUCCCGACGGCCCAGAUAAUGCGCUCGAGUCCUGCGCGAACAAAUUCCAGUUUGAGCUCACCUUGGAGGGAGAGACGGCACAGGAAGACGGGACUGCCAAUCAUAACCACAUAGACAACAGCGAUAAGGAGGAAAAUAAGGAAGAUGACGAAGCAGAGGAUGACGAGCCGGAAGAAAACAUGGAGGACGGGGAGGAGGUAGCGGUGGAGAGGUCGGGGAGGAGGCGACUGCAGGUUCAGUCAGUAGUCGAGGAGGAGGACGAAAGACAGUCCGACGAGAGCCCCGUCGAGGAGACGGAAGAGGAGGAGAAACUGUCGUCUCCAACUGACGACACGUAAUACUCAAGACUCAAAAGACAGCCGUCUGGCCCACCUAGAGGGCCAAGUAGAGGCCAUACUUUAAAAACUCUGUCCCUAAUCAUUCACAUAGGACUCUUCUGUUUCUGAUAGCUAAACCAUGAACAGAACAUGUCUUGUGUACUGAUCCAAUAAGACGUUUCGUUUUUAAUUUCAAAAAGGGAACAAAACAAUAUUGAUAUCAGAGAAGUAUUUAACACAGCAACUGUAGAUUUCGAGUGGGUGCUGGAGUCUACCCGACGGAGAGGGUGAGGCUUUAAGGAGAAGCAGAAUUAUGGUGGGUUUGUAAUGGGCCAUUAAGUCAGCGUAGCACUCUGGAAUUUCCACACAUACACACACACAUCAGUCAAUAAGUACACAAACUUUAAGAGUAACGCACCUAAAAUAAGUACAUGCAAACACACAGCUGUGUGUCUGUGUAUGUGUUCAGGGGGCUUGGAUCUGAAAGAAAUCCUUUUUUUUUUUGGAAAAAGCCAUCUCAAAAUGGAGCAUCAGUGUUUAACAGGGACUCGAAUCCUUGAAAAUCAUGUGAUUGGUGAAGAGAACACAAUUUCAGAACACAAAAAGCGAAAGAAAAAAAGAGAGAUAAGACAUGGCAUGAUUUGUUUGUGGGUCUCAACCCCUUUUUCCCUUUACCCUGGAGUGCUACCAGUGCGAGAUGGCCGUGUGCCUUUCUGAACCACCAGCUUCAACUCUGGAGCUGUUGUGAAGCAAUGCAUCGUGGGACAGGAGUGUCUGCUUUUGUCUUCAUUUUUGAUUGUCUCUUUUUAAGCAAUCUAUCUCCAUUGUUUAUGGUUCGCGUGGGCAUCGUCUUUGUGAUAAUUCCUUCUCGUCUGUCAGUCUUCCUCGGCUGCUGACCGAGCAUUUGGGGCCUAGAUUAGGAUUUAUCAGCGUCAUAGCUCACAGACGGCCCUCACUUUCCGUGUGAAUAAUUAAUGAUAGUCACUUUCUGAGGAUAAGCCAUGUGACGCGUGGAAACAUAUGUUUUGCCUUCUUUUUGUUUCGUUCCAUCCAUUCCUGCCAAAUUUGCGAAAGCAACGGAGCCUCCUCAAUUUCAGCACGCACAGACUCUCUCACCUUCACCCACUCGCAGUGGUAAUACAUCCACCACAUUAUGUUUUGCCAAAGGAAUGAGCUGAUGAGUUUUAAAAGGAGGUCGGUAAAGAAAAGAUGUGCAGGGAGUCACAUGCAGCCAUAUUGAGUUUGAUGCUUUUUUGCCUUAAUGUCAACCGCAGGAUUUCUACCUGUCAUAUUGUGGAAUAAUAAGACGUUGACAUUAUAUCCCGGAGUAUUUGUUUCAUGUCUAUAUGCCUUGCUAAAUGUUUGUGAAUACACAAUAG